Lactuca virosa is the source of this 1100-nucleotide messenger RNA. The record is from the annotation of a GenBank genome assembly. Lineage: Eukaryota; Viridiplantae; Streptophyta; Magnoliopsida; Asterales; Asteraceae.
CAAACUGCAAAAUGCCAAAUUGUCAAUACAUACACAAACUUCAUCAUACCAGUAGCUUCUAUAUCUUUAAUACCACAAAGUCCAUCGCCAUCUCCGUCGAAUCACCACCCUUCCAUAUCAUCGCAUCCAUGGCGCCAGUUACUAGUGAACACGGCUACGAUCGUCUAUCAGAAGUGAAAAAAUUCGACGAAUCAAAAAUCGGCGUAAAGGGAUUAGUAGAUUCCGGCGUCACCACCAUCCCCAGCUUCUUCCACCAACCACCGGAGAAUCUCCCUGGUCCAAAACCUAAAAACCAACCGAAAUUAACCGUGCCUGUCAUCGACUUAUCUGCAGAAAGAUCAACCGUUGUUGAAGAAAUUCGACGAUCAGCUUCCACACUAGGGUUUUUCCAGAUCGUCAAUCAUAGCAUUCCAACAACGCUAAUCGAUUCUGUUCUUAAUGGUCUGAAGAGUUUCUUUGAGCAACCGACGGAGUAUAAGAUGCAAUUCUAUCACAGAGAAGCAGGGAAAGGAGCAGCUUAUUCUACCAAUUUUGACUUGUACCAGUCAAAAGCUGCGAGCUGGAGAGACACGCUUCAGGUGAGGAUGGCGCCCGUAGAACCGGAUUGGGAUGCGGUGCCGGAAAUGUGUAGGGCGGCACUGAAGGAGUGGGACAAGGCGGCGGUGGGGUUAGCAGAAGAAUUGAUGUCGAUUUUAUGCCAAGGAUUGGGAGUAAAGAGCGACAGGUUAAAGGAGUUAUCAUUUUUGGAAGCAAGGGUAGAUGCGUCCCAUUAUUAUCCCCGGUGCCCACAGCCAGAUCUCACGGUGGGGCUCACCGCCCACACCGAUCCCGGCGCACUAACCGUCCUGGUGCAGAACGAGGUCGGUGGGUUGUUGCAGGUCAAGUGUGGUGACGACUGGGCUGACGUCGAGGCAGUUCCCGGCGCCGUUGUUAUCAACAUCGGCGAUCUGCUUCAGAUGAUGUCUAAUGAUGAAUACAAAAGCGUGGAACAUCGAGUAUUGGCAAACCCUGUUGAAGAUUACAUCGGAAGAUUUUUCAGGAAGGAGCUUGACGGAAAGACGUUGACCAAUUUCUACAGAAUCGAUAACAAAACAGGCUGA